Onychostruthus taczanowskii (white-rumped snowfinch) is the source of this 1347-nucleotide messenger RNA. Its product is annotated as calmodulin, striated muscle. Gene Ontology annotation, molecular function: calcium ion binding. The transcript is spliced from 2 exons. The coding region runs from base 665 to 1114 and encodes 149 amino acids. Gene Ontology annotation, biological process: regulation of ryanodine-sensitive calcium-release channel activity. The record is from RefSeq and is a predicted model, not a curated record. Lineage: Eukaryota; Metazoa; Chordata; Aves; Passeriformes; Passeridae.
CCCUGAGUAAGAGAUGAGUAAACCCAGCCUUACAAUGGGGAGAUCCCUCAGCUCACCCCUGAGUAACAGGGCAGGACCCCACACCCCUCCCCUGGUCCAGCCCCACGUCACCACCCUGGAUCCAGCCCUGGAGGAGGCCCCGGAGGUGACUCAAGGCCCCAGCAGCUCCGAGCAGGAGCGGCAGCUCCGGACAGCCGGGAUCUGCCGGGACCUGCACGGGGGAUCCUCCCUCAGCGCCUUUGAUGUGCUGCCAGCACCGCCUGGGGCUGGGGAGACUGGGGGGGGACCCCUCCAACUCCUUUGUACAGCUCAAAUCCUCUCCAAAAUAUCGCUAAAACUGGGAAAAUCACGUGUGUCACCCCCACUGCCACCUCCCCCCAAAACCACGGAGCCACAGCCCAAUCCCUAAUGAGGGCUCUGUUGGGGUCUGCCCCAUGAAAUGCCACCGUGGGAGCAGCGGGACGAGAGCCAGGGUGGCCCGAGGGGGUUGGGUCACUCUUCUUCCCCAGCUCCCAAACCUUCUGGAUCCAUUCCCAUUCCUGCCUCCUCCUCCUCCUGCUGCUGCUGAUGCAGGGAGAGGCGCCGGGAGGGAGGAGGCUCCGUCUCCUCCUCCGCGCCUCGCUGCGGCGUGCCGGGACAGAGCCGCGUGCCGGCGGGAAGCACCAUGGCCGAGCGGCUGUCGGAGGAGAAAAUCGCGGAAUUCAAGGAAGCUUUCUCCCUCUUCGACCGCGACGGCGACGGCUGCAUCACCACCAAGGAGCUGGGCACCGUCAUGCGCUCGCUGGGCCAGAACCCCACCGAGGCCGAGCUGCAGGACAUGGUGGGCGAGGUGGACGCCGACGGCAGCGGCACCAUCGACUUCCCGGAGUUCCUGUCGCUGAUGGCCAGGAAGAUGAGGGACACGGACAGCGAGGAGGAGAUCCGGGAGGCUUUCCGGGUUUUCGAUAAGGAUGGGAACGGCUACAUCAGCGCGGCGGAGCUGCGGCACGUCAUGACCAACCUGGGCGAGAAGCUGACGGACGAGGAGGUGGACGAGAUGAUCAAGGAGGCCGACUGCAACAACGACGGGCAGGUCAACUACGAGGAGUUCGUGAGGAUGAUGACGGAGAAGUGACGGCCCCCGUCGGCCACCUCCAGCUCCGUUCCGCAGGGAACAGAGGUUGUGGUGGUUCUCCCCCAGCCCCUCCAUCCCCUCCCACCUUCUCCAGGCUGGAAAAAUCCUCUUUUAUCCCAGUUGGAGCGUCACCAACCGGCGUCUGCAUCAGAUGUGGGAUGCAGAUGGAUUUGGGGUCCCCAUGGGAUGUCUUGUGUCUGUAGAUAUUCCAGAGGCCACUGAAAAUUCCCUGA